This is a messenger RNA of Arctia plantaginis, 1074 nucleotides long. NCBI's taxonomy places the organism in Eukaryota, Metazoa, Arthropoda, Insecta, Lepidoptera, Erebidae. The record is from the annotation of a GenBank genome assembly.
AUGGAAUGUUAUACAUCGGAUAGCUGUGAUAGUGACACAAGAGAACAAAAAACACUCGACUUAUCCAGUCAACUGUUGGAAACACUAAGCCUAUCGCUGGAACUGAAAGGCAUUGUUGACGAGAAGGAUUGUGCACAAAAUUACGAGAUAUGUCUUCUCUACAAUAACAGAAUAAAGGCUUUGCCUGAGACUUUAAACAGGUUUACUAACUUGAAGAUAUUGGAUGUGAGCAACAACAGGCUGACGGUUCUACCUGAUAUAUUCAAAUAUUGCCCGCUGACUACUUUAACAGCAAAACAUAACCAACUUAGCAAUGAUUCACUGCCCAAAUCAUUUCAUAAUGCCACGAGUUCUCUCCGAGAGCUUAAUUUAAGUGGAAAUCAGCUAAACUUCUUUCCGGAACAAGUGUUACAGUUAUCAUCGCUAAAGUAUCUUUACUUAGGUGGUAACAAUAUAGUCAAUAUACCAAAGGACGUGUGGAAGCUGAACAGGUUACAAAUUCUUUCAUUAGGCGGAAACCAAAUUCAGGAAGUACCAGAUUCAGUGGGACGCCUUACUUGUCUUCAAGCCUUAGUUUUGAGUGAUAAUCUCAUAGAACAACUACCUUCAAGCAUUGCUAAUUUGAAACAACUGCGAUCGUUGUUGCUCCACAAGAAUAGAUUGAAAACAUUACCAACUCAAAUAAUCAAACUAAAGUGUUUGACAGAGUUGAGUCUUCGAGAUAACCCUCUUGUGGUAAGAUUUGUUAGAGAAAUGAGUUUGGAGCCGCCAACUUUACUAGAACUAGCAGGACGUACUGUAAAGCUUCACGAGAUACCUGUUUCUUUUGGUGACAUUCCUGUCACUCUACUAGAAUAUCUUGAAGCGGCUCAAUGUUGUGUCAAUCCCAAAUGCAGAGGGGUUUACUUCGACAAUCGUGUAGAACAUAUAAAGUUCGUAGAUUUCUGUGGCAAAUACAGAAUUCCACUUUUGCAAUAUCUGUGCAGUUCAAAAUGUAUCACCGGAUGUUGGGAGAGCCGUGAAUCUGAAAGCAAUUCUUAUCCUCAAAUGAUGAGAAAAGUUCUUCUUGGUUAA